AGGAGGGCGGAUUCAGAUUGCAGGCGGAGAUGGAUGAGCCAGUUUCGCAAUCAAGCUUUCUCCUGAGCUACGAAAGCAAUGUGGGUGGGGGGAGGGGGGGAACACGAGGCGUGUGUGGUCGGUCACCCCCUUUGGGACUUGUUGAUGAUUGAGUCUGCGAGUGACAAUCUCGUGGGCUUCAACUCUGAAGCGAUGAUUUCUUCGCGCAGUUAAGCUGGGUUUCGAACAGGGCGUGAAUGUUUUUGUUGUUGUUUUUUGUUGGGUUCGGCUGGUUCAUGGGACGAUGAACGCGGAAACCCAAUUUUGAUUUGGUAGGAUUCGGGUUGUAUUGUGAGCUUAGUGACAAGCAGGUGCAUUGCCGUCUUCGUGGUGCUGAGGCUGAUGAGUGGAAGCUCUGCACGGUGGCGUCCUGUUGCCGGCGGCGGUGUUCUAGAGCUUUUUGCGAUACGUCUAUAUAUAUAUAUAUAUAUAUAUACAUACAUACAUAAAGAGAAAGAAAGGUGUAUAUUGAAAUGGUAUCUUUAAAGUUGUACUAUCGAUCAUCGGAAUCUCCAUCUCUGGAUCUAGGGCAAUUUUAUGGUCGAUAUAUUAAUUUUGUCCAGUUUGUGGUCAGUGUGGCGACCCCAUUGGUCUUCGAAUGGACUCCAGCGAAGUCAUAGAAAUUUAGCAAAUGGAUCGGUUUCCCUUUCAUUCAUUUUACACAUCGAUUAUCUGUCCUGAGUUUGACGACUACUGUGGAAAAGAAUUCACAUUGAUAAAGACUUGUUACCCUGUGGAGUUGAAGGAGGAGUCAUGCCACAAUCAUGUCGCAGCAAAUCUCAAUUCAUUAUGGCUAGUCCAGUUUAUUGUUCUGUAGCUCUUGCUGAUGAGUUUCAUAUUGUAGUCGUAGAGGAGUUGGUUUAACUUCAUCGACUACGUUUCGCACCAAGGAUCCAGUUCCGGAGCUCACGGUGCCGAAGUAUGGUCGUGCAUGUAAGAUUGUUUUGUUGAUAAAGCAAGCAGAUUGUCACUUGAGAGUUCCGGUGAAAUUGGUGAGAAAUUGUUGUGGAAUAUGGGAAUGGCUUAACCGUGAUGAUCGGGGCAUUCGCGAAGAUUUCGUGUAGCAUUGAUUCCUGCAGAGCAAGUCGGUAAAGGCUGUGUCGAUGAAGGGGAAUACCGUCAAGGAUGUAAUUACUAUUUCUGAGUGUCCGCGAAGGAACAGGGAAUGAAGCUCGUCAGGAGGACCUAUAGUUAAAUUCGUUUGAGUCCUCGAGGCGAGUGCUGCACAAGAACGACACAGGUGCGGUAUUUCCUCAUCACUCAUAUCUGGAGUUGCUCUGGUUGGAAGCUCAUUACUAUCCAAUUUCCAGCUCUCUUUGCUGAGAUUGAGAAGUUAAAUAUGGAAGAUGCCUUUGUGGCUGAAGAAUGUUAAGUUUCAAGAAGUAACCAAUUGCGCACUGCCGAUAUUAUCGUGACCUUAUAAUUUUCCAUUCAACAUGCCCCUUACCAAAUCUCUCUCUCCUUGAAGAACUUCAGAUUUACGAGGAAUCGUUGUGUUGUGAAACGCGUACAAGGGUUGGGUAAUAUUACGAGGGGGUGAUAAGAUUGCCGACUGUGCGGAUAGGGACCCGAGAAGCUCGUUUUUGGCUCCCCUGAGAAGCGGCAUACUGAACUAGUCGUCGAUAAUCUGUCACCAAUUUCUGCGGAGACUUGGAAGCUAACGGCACAAACAUUUCUUUGUAGUACAAGAGGCGCAGCUCCACUUCGGUAUACAGAUCAUCGUUGUGGAACAAAGAGAUGCAGCGAAGCCUGGUGAGGCCUCGCAACAUGGAUCUCUGGGCGACGUUAUAGCGCGGAGCUUACAAUAUUAAAUUUCUUGUGAGGUUGGGGAGUUGAGGUGGUUGCGCUGCUCGCAAACCCCAUAAACGAUGGAUUCUACCAUUGAGCAAGUGCCGAGUCCUGUGAUCACCAACCCCAGUGAGUGGGAGGAGUCGUAUAAGCAUCUGCCUCAUCUCUUCUUAGGCCUCUUGGCUACAUGGAUGGUCCUAAUAUUUGUGUGGACUCUCCACACUUGGACUCAACGGCGAUGGCAGUCUAGCAAUUUGCAACGGAGCUUGACGGUUGUUCCAGUGCUCAAGGCGCUUGUCCUCAGCCUCUCCUUCGUAUUCUGGUAUUCGUGCCUGAACUUGAGCAUCUGCUCAUUCUGGGUAGCCUUUGGAGUUUUCGUGUCGCGGAUUUUCUUCGAGACUGCGUGCUUUACUGCCUUCCUUUUUAUUGCUCAUGGGUACUGCACUAUGCACGAGCAUCUUAGCGUGUCAGAGCGCCGGAACAUUGCUGGCCUUGCCUCACUUUUGUACUUGACCCUGACUGGUUACAAGGCGGCCAUUCCUCAAUUUGCCAUUUUGGUGGUGCUAAUUUAUGGAUUGCUUCUUUAUGUCAUAAUGGUACACGUUGCCCGUAACCUUUCAGCACUAAGAGAACAGCUACAGCAGAUUCAGCAGGAGGGUGUUCACAUGAUGCACAAUGCUGUUUACAUCAAGUACAUUAUGUUCAAGAGGUUUCAGCGUGCAAUGCUGGCGAUCGCAGCCGCUGAAAUUCUGAUGCAUGCACGGGAUGAUGGCAUGGCUUACGAGUAUUGGAUGCGCCUGCUUGUUCGCGAGUUGGCAGAGAUGGGUCUCUUUUCCUACAUCGGGUGGACCUUCAGAUCUAGAGAGCUGACCCCAUUUUUUACUGUGAUUCCAACUCAGCUCUCCUCUGGUCAACGCAUUUUGCCUCCAAUUUAUAGUGUGGAAAUUAAUGAAAAGCAAUUUAACAACUUGGACGAAAAAGAAUGGCACAUUGGUGUGCCAACCUCUAUCUCUAAAAAUGGAGGUACCCACAGACCAAUGUUGGUGAUAGUGCAGAACCCUGGCAUGUCUGAUUUCGCUUUCAGAGACGACUUUAUCAAGGCACCCAAGAAGCCAGAGGCCACCUUCAAUAUGUCGAAUUUUCAACAACAAGCAUUCCCCUACCUGUCGUCAGUAUCGAGCCGUAGGGGAACCGACUCGUCUUCAUCUUUGAUCGAUCACGAACGACUGCUGUUUCGACAUCGAGGUUCCGGAGAUCUUCCCUUGAGUGUGGAAUCUGGCAGCGGGAGAGACCACUCACUCCCUGGCUCUUGCGAGCGGAAUGUAAACGACAGAAGCAGAUGUGGUGAUGCUGACGACAAGAUCGUCACAGCAUUCAUAAACGAAGUUGUGGUGGAUAUGGAGGAGUUUAAGGACUGCUCAUUUCUUCCUUAUGAAAACUCUUGUGGUGAUUCCCGGACGCUGCACUCGAGAUUGACUUGAAGUCUAAGCUCUCAAGGGUUGGCUCCUCUCCAACCUAGCGUCGUUUGAUCUAUAAGUCCGAAACAAGGUCAGAAUACAUAAAUCUGUUAUUUUAAUCCGCAUGUGGUCUUCUUGCUGACCAGGAGAAUCAAACAGUUGUAACAUCUUAAUGUGUAGAGUAAUUCAGUUUUCUUAAAAGAGGUACGAGGUUCCACUACCCCGUCAUACUGAACCUCGUGCGGUAACAGCACAUGAUAAAUUAAGAUCUGUGACAAAAUGGUCGCUGGUUUUCUAAAAGUGAAGGUUCAUCAGCUUGAGAGCUGAGAAAUCUGUUCAUGGCUGUUUUGCCACUAUGAACAGUUGUAACAUAUCCAUGUUUACAAAGUAUCCAUUGGAAACAAAAGCUCAUGAGUACUUGACUGAUCAUA
This is a messenger RNA of Physcomitrium patens, 3715 nucleotides long. RefSeq lists its product as uncharacterized. Lineage: Eukaryota; Viridiplantae; Streptophyta; Bryopsida; Funariales; Funariaceae. The record is from RefSeq and is a predicted model, not a curated record.